GGCCUUUGGAACUGGCUGGGCAUUUGAAACAGGCGAUUCGCCAGGGCACCCUGCUGGGGUGUGGCUGGAGGAGGGCUGGGCCGUCGGAGAGGGCUUUGCAGCCAUCUUUUGCCAGCGCUGCUGCUGUAAUACCGCCGCCGCUGCCGCUGUUGCAGUCUUGGAGUGAAAUCCCCGGCCAGAGGAAAAUGAUCCACAGUCUGUUUCUUAUAAACUGUUCUGGUGAUAUAUUCUUGGAGAAGCACUGGAAGAGCAUUGUCAGCCAAUCUGUGUGUGAUUAUUUCUUUGAAGCUCAGGAGAGAGCCGCUGAUGUUGAAAAUGUGCCUCCUGUCAUCCCCACGCCUCACCACUACCUCAUCAGCAUCUAUCGAGAUAAAAUCUUUUUUGUGUCUGUCAUACAGACGGAAGUGCCGCCACUCUUUGUCAUUGAGUUCCUUCAUCGGGUAGCAGAUACUUUCCAGGAUUACUUUGGAGAAUGUUCCGAGACUGCAAUUAAAGAUAAUGUUGUCAUUGUAUAUGAGCUUCUUGAAGAAAUGCUGGACAAUGGUUUUCCACUGGCAACGGAAUCUAAUAUCUUAAAAGAGCUAAUUAAACCUCCCACGAUCCUGCGCUCUGUCGUCAAUUCCAUCACAGGUAGCAGUAAUGUGGGUGAUACUCUUCCAACUGGCCAGCUAUCAAACAUUCCAUGGCGGAGAGCUGGUGUGAAGUACACAAACAAUGAAGCCUACUUUGAUGUGAUUGAAGAAAUUGAUGCCAUUAUAGACAAGUCUGGCUCCACAGUCUUUGCAGAAAUCCAAGGCGUCAUUGAUGCCUGCAUCAAACUCUCAGGGAUGCCUGACCUUUCGCUUUCUUUCAUGAACCCAAGGCUGCUGGAUGAUGUUAGCUUUCAUCCUUGUAUUCGAUUCAAGCGCUGGGAGUCUGAACGAGUCCUCUCUUUCAUCCCUCCAGAUGGAAACUUCAGAUUGAUUUCUUAUCGGGUCAGCUCACAGAAUUUGGUGGCCAUCCCAGUAUAUGUGAAACACACAAUUAGUUUCAAAGAGAACUCCUCUUCUGGAAGAUUCGAUGUUACAAUUGGACCUAAGCAGAACAUGGGGAAGACAGUGGAAGGAGUUGUCAUGACAGUUCACAUGCCAAAAGCUGUCCUCAAUAUGAAUAUUACGGGCACACAAGGCAACCACACAUUUGACCCUGUCACAAAAGUGUUAACAUGGGAUGUUGGCAAAAUCACCCCUCAAAAGUUGCCAAGUCUUAAAGGGAUGGUGAACUUGCAGUCUGGAGCACCUAAACCAGAAGAAAACCCCAGCUUAAACAUUCAGUUCAAGAUACAGCAGCUGGCUAUUUCAGGUUUGAAAGUAAAUCGCCUUGACAUGUAUGGAGAAAAGUACAAACCAUUUAAAGGUGUGAAGUACAUCACAAAAGCAGGGAAAUUCCAAGUUCGAACAUGAGAUGAGCCCCUGCCUUUCUGGCAGAUAAACAUUUGGGGUUGUGUGUUUGCAUUUGAGGGGGAAAUGUGACUGCUUAGUGACUUAAGUUACUCUUAGAUGCCAAUUUAAUUCCUCAGACUAGAUUCAUUCCUGUACACUGCAGCUGUUCAAAUUAAAUCAUAGUUUAAAACAUCUUUUUUAUAUGUGGCUUUGAAAUAGAAUGACUUCCUUAGCAGUUUCCUUCUUGUGAGCCCACUGGUUCAUAAGCUGUCAUGACACACUGGGACUGUCCACAGAACCAGCGAACACUGUACACUGCCAAGCAAGCUACCAAAGCACAAGGAAGAUACAGAAGAUUCUGGACAGAGAACCAAUCCCACUCUGGGCAGUACUGAAUGAAUCUUCUUAUAGCCUGUUAGAAAUUGGUAUUCCAUCGUACUUUGCAAAGUCCCUUGGGAAAUAGGAGUGCUACCUGUCCAUUGGUCAGUCCUCAGAAAGAGGGAUCUUAAGUAGUAAGAAAGAGGCUUUCCACACAAAGUUUACAACAUGCCUUUUAAUCAGAACUGUUUGCCUUAUCACCUUUCCGCCUGUGUAUUCAGCAGACAAUCUGUAGCCAAUCCAAGAUUUUCUACAACUUUGAAGGUGAAAAAUGUAUGGAAGUGAAGUCUUGCUUUUACAGGUACCAACACUUUGGAAAAGUGUCUCUUCUCUUACUCAGUUUUGUGCCAUGUAUACCUCAAGUAGCUCAGUGUAGGCAGCAAAACUUAUUUAAUGGUUGUAUUGCUUAUUUGUAAUGAAAUAAAAGGAAACUCUGCUAGAAGAUA
Hemicordylus capensis (graceful crag lizard) is the source of this 2245-nucleotide messenger RNA. It is a transcript of the gene AP3M1, whose product is annotated as adaptor related protein complex 3 subunit mu 1. Gene Ontology annotation, biological process: endocytosis; intracellular protein transport. The transcript has 9 exons. Gene Ontology annotation, cellular component: clathrin adaptor complex; cytoplasmic vesicle. Lineage: Eukaryota; Metazoa; Chordata; Lepidosauria; Squamata; Cordylidae. The record is from RefSeq and is a predicted model, not a curated record. Bases 186 to 1442 code for a protein of 418 amino acids.